Messenger RNA from Gambusia affinis (western mosquitofish), 11047 nucleotides. It is a transcript of the gene grin2db, whose product is annotated as glutamate receptor ionotropic, NMDA 2D. The record is from RefSeq and is a predicted model, not a curated record. Gene Ontology annotation, biological process: synaptic transmission, glutamatergic; monoatomic ion transport; long-term synaptic potentiation. Gene Ontology annotation, molecular function: transmitter-gated monoatomic ion channel activity involved in regulation of postsynaptic membrane potential; NMDA glutamate receptor activity. The transcript has 17 exons. The coding region runs from base 5165 to 11041 and encodes 1958 amino acids. Gene Ontology annotation, cellular component: postsynaptic membrane; NMDA selective glutamate receptor complex; postsynaptic density membrane. NCBI's taxonomy places the organism in Eukaryota, Metazoa, Chordata, Actinopteri, Cyprinodontiformes, Poeciliidae.
GGAGCCAAAGGGAAAAUAUCACAAAGUGAUUUAAAACUGGGAGGAGCAAGAGGCAGAUUAAAGAUGGAGACAAAGAAAUCCUAAGUGUUUUAUUGGGCCAUUUAGAGCUACAUUACCUGUAGGCUAUUUCCUCUACAGUAUGACUCUUUCUCAAUUACACCUGCUGUGAUGAAAUGCUUCGAAGUCGCAUGUCUGAACUGAGCAGACGUCCAUUGUGCAGUGACUGUACUGUGUGUAUUCAGAAAGGAGCGCUCAACGCCCAACACUUAAACAUAGAUUAGAAAAAUCCUCCAGAGCGAGAGUGUUUCUUUGCUUCCUUAAGAGUUUAUUUAAGGAUUAAGACUUGGGUUUGUAGUGGUGACUGGAAUAAGGCAUGAGGUUGCAUUAGGGUAAUGAGUUGGGUUAGAAAAUGACUUUGGAGAAUUCUUGCCAUUUUUUUUUUUUUUUUGGAGCAGAUUACAUUAUGAGCACGCAAUAAAUAAAACAACACAGUGUAAUGAACCCUGAACCCAUCUGUUUAAUAGUUUAAAAUUCAACCUUAAAGCAAAUUAAAUUGUUCUUUGGUUUGGUUUAAUCGGCACAUUGUUUGGAAUUACAAUGUGUGGUUUUCAAACCUUGACUGAUUAAUGCUUGAGUAUAGUUGGAAGAAAUAACAAGGACACAGCGCACAUGGUUGAUAAACCGUGAAGGGAUUUGUAAGGUAAAUGCAUUAAAAAAAGCAGCUUCAUGUUUUAGAAAGUAUGCUUAUUGAUUAAGCUACCAUGCAGCACAUUAAAACUACUCCUACCUCAGUUCAAGGUGACGGUUUAACACCCUCAUUACUUCACAUCAGGGUUUUAUUUUUUGCAGUUCUGGGGGUUUUCCAUCAAACUAUUUCCAGUGUUAAAGGCCAUUGUUUGUAGAAAUUUUGCAGGUGAAAUUUCAUAGUUUUUCUGCUAGUUUUUCUACUAGUUUUUCUGUCAUUUAUGGCCUUGGAGUAGAAAAACGGUAUGCACUAACAUUAGCUUUUUGUAAUUAGACAGAUUCUUUAAAUAGGGUAAUUUGGCAAAAAGAAGUGAAAUCACAUUUUUUUUUUUUUAGUUUUGAAAAACUGUGGAUGUAUCUGUGGUUUUAGUUAGUAAUUCAAACUAAAGCCACAAUCAAUGAGUUGAGCCAAAAGCUAUGGCUUGAGAUUGAAAGAGCCACUUCUCAUUAAAUUCAGGCUUUACAAAAAAAAUCAAGAAAUCCAAAUUAUAAUUUGAAUUUUCAUACACAUUUACACAUACUGAGUUGUAAACUCAUGAAAUUAUGCUAGAAUUUUUAUGACUGUUUGCACCAUCAAAAAAGCAGCUUGGUCUCUGUUAAACUGUUGCUAUCAAAUAGUUGGGAGACAAACAACAAGGUGCAAUAUUGAAAACUUUUAAGUUAUUUUUACUUUUAUUCUGUCCAAUUUAAGCCAAAACCAGAAAACACUAAGAAAAGUUAGAUCUCAAGUCUUUUUCCAAAUUUCAAGUCAAAUUUAAAGGGUAUAAAACUAAAACCCUUGCCAUAUUUUCCCAGUAACACUGAUUUGCUGAAUCAAACAGAACCGUUUGUGCUUAGGGUUAAUUUUUCACAAGCAUUUAAACAUUAUUUUCAGUGCUCAAGUAGAUAAUUAUUAACAAAAAAUAAAACACAAACAAGUAAUGUUUGUGUGAUCAGUUACACCAUCAAUGGCACUGGAACUGCUGAGCUGGACAAAACCAGGGUCCAUUUGUCCUUUGUACGAAUGACUGACUUGCAAAACUUAUGUCCCUGAAUGCUCAUUUCACUGGACAAUUGUGUUUUGACCAAACUAGUGUUUGAAUUAACAACUGAAAGAAAAUGAACAAAACAACUUUUUCAGAAAGUUGUUCUGAAAAACAACUUUCAGAAUUUGGGUUCCAAGGCACAGGUAAAAAAAAAAAGGAAAUUAUUGGAGUGAUUUGUGUAAGAAGGGUGAAUGAACACCUUCAGGCAAAGAUUCAGAAGAGAAUGCAGUUAAAUGUGUUCCAACAACAAAGAAACCCAUGAGCACUCAAUGUGAAUAGAUGGGGUUUUAUGCUUUGCUUUAUUUUUAUUUUCACAUUUUUAAACUUUUGAAUAAUCUUCCUUGUGUUUCCUAUGCUAUAUAGUAUUAUGGGUGACUGUAAGUGUGGCUGUUAUCAUAUCUUUUUUUUUUUUAUGUUGAGCUGCUUUGAGCUAUGGAUUUUCCACUGAUGCUCCACUGACUAAGAUGAAGCUUGCAUCAAAUGAAGCCAUGCAAUGAGGUUCAUAAUGGAAAAGAUAAAUAAAGCAAGCUUCGCUUAUGACAGUGUGACUGCAAUUUGUAACAUCAUGGAGUCUGUUGCAAAACUGUCACUCCAUUUACAACAAGGUUGACUGGAUGGUUUCACCCGCUUAACUCAAGAAAUCAUUCAGAAUAGAGAUAAACAAGCGAGACUAUGCUGCACUGCAGACUCACACAAAAUCCCAAGAGGAACAACAAGAGAAGGAUUUGUUUAUCAGUAAGUUGCAACCAUGUCAUCAUCAGAGUUUGUCACCCAGCUAAUCAACUGUGUGCACAUUAUGACUGAGAUGGGCACAAAAUUGAAGGAAGGCUUGUAUUGAGGUUUGUGCUUCAUUUGCUCAAUUAAAAGGACAUUUUACUCUGACGGCCUGUUGUGUUAUGAAAGGGGCUUAUGUCAACCUUUACUAAUGAACGCAGUGUAUAAAAUCCUGAUUGACAAGGGCUAAUCAAUACUUUUCACUUGCUAUUAUAUAAGUAUUAGGUUGUCACUAAAAAGGAAGUAGUUAUCAGAUAAUUUUAUAGCCUUAGCACUCCCAGCUCAAUAUUAGAAACAGCCGUUGCAGUAAUCUCUGACAUAAAUCAUAAACACUAUCUCUGGUGGACCGGUUGCCAAAAUGGUAGCAAAAUCUUAUUAAUUCAAAAUGUCACUUGAGCAGACUUUGCUCAGGUACUUAUGUAAUUAAGGUGCAAAGUUAUUUCUAUUUCUGAAGAGUUUGAGUGUUAUCAGUCACCUAACACUAAAGCAACCAAUCACAGUCAUGAAUUGAAACAACAAAUUGCAGCAGCACAGUUUCCUCAUCCUCUUUCUCUGCUAAUCUAAUCUAGCAACAAUUAUGUUGACGGUAGACUAUAUAUUAAAUGGACCGAGCUACUGUAACCUCACCCAAUGAUUUGUCAUAUGCAGUUUUGUAGCCUCAUUUCAGGUAUUUGGCUGCCAAGAUGUUGCUCUAUUUGGAGUGAGAGAUAAUUUAAGCUGAAUCCUACUUUCAGGUGCUACACCUGCUUCUGGAUUUAAAGUUUCCCUUCAACCAUUCAUAAUCCCCCUAUCAGAUUAUUUGCUACCUGAUUUUGAGUUAUAGUACAUCAUGGUUUAGCUUCAUUUUCAUGCAUGUUUGGGACUUAAGCAACAGCUCAGCCAGUGUUCCACAUAUUUUUGAACAUGUAUACAUAAUGAGUGUUGCAUCAGUGAAAUGCCAAAUAUACUGCACUUGCUCCUCUGCUAUGUAGUUAUGUAAGUGCUACAUCAAUGUCACAACAAUGUCUUGGUAAUAUUCCUUAUUCUCAUGAAAUGCUAUGCAGAUGCUCUGUCUACACUGAUGAAAAUUAACUCACUUAUGCAUGCUUACCUCUUGAACUGACAGCAGCUUGACAUUUUUGUGAACAAUUCAGCUAAGAAUUGUCUGACAACUUGAGGAGACAUUGAACUUUAAACCUCACCAUCUAACCUUAACCCAGUACAACAAUAUAAAUUCAACACCCUCUGUUCUGAUAGACUGUACAAAAUGGGGGACAGACCAGUAGUGACACACAUAUGUGAAAGGAUGUCAGGACUAUGUCAGGACUUGAGGAAUAAUGGUGAAAAUGUGUCGCCUCAACUUGUAUCCUUCCGCCUAGAUUUACUAGUACUAGCUAGUCUUUUCAUUUAAACAAAAUCUAUGUAAAUAGUUAACCAGCUUGCAACAUCUGUCAGCACACAAUGGUAUUUAUUUAAAGAUUGUUCCUGUGUAAUCUUCCUGAACAUAAAGUACACCUGGUCCAGUGCUUCUGCCUUUUUAAGUCCCUCAUUUCUGUCUUCUCAGGCACCAUCAAGUCCUGACCGAUGGCCAGUCAUGCUAGAUCUCGUUCUACUGGUGCCAUUUCUCGCCACUGAUUUGAUAAGGUUGAGAUUAAGAGUUUUGCAAGAGUAAGGCUUUAAAGGGCGUAUCAUUAAUUUAAUCAGUUUUUUUUUUUAUAUCCAACAUCACACGAAUCAGAAAAAAUAAUCUCCUUAAUUAUGCAAUAAAGACUUAUUGGAAAAAUGUUUUGUUAUUUAGUAUUCAAUUAAGAAGUAUAUAUUUUUUUAUAAUGGCAGUCUAUUAAAAUGAAACAGCUCUUAGUGGCUAUUAGGGACAUUAAAAUUUUACAGAUUUUCAUAUUGACUUUCACUUUUCCCACUGAUAUCCAUCUGUUCAAUGCGGCUUAUAUUCUGUUCCUUUAAACCAGUAGCCAUUUGCCCAGAAAACGAAGAAAAUACAAUGUUGGCAGAAACACUUUAUUUGCGAUAUCCUGCACAUGUGGAAUGUGUUCUGCAAGCAGAAUAUGAAAUAAUAAAUUAAUGUGCUUAUACUUAUCCUUGAAUUUGUCUCAAAGGGAGUUUUAUCCUGACUCCAAGUUCAAAUAAAAUACAUAAAACAGAGAAAAUUGAGCUUAUAAAUAAACUUGCAAAAUUCAACUGUGCUUAUAUGUUUGUGUAUGCUCAAAUUAUAGAAUUAUUCAGAGCUAAAAUUAAAUGAAAGUUUCAAACAAUGUAUUGUAUAAAUCACUUAAAGUUCCUACUUUAAAAAGUGCAUUAAACGCAUCUUUCGAGCAGCUCCGCCUCAGGCUCUGCUGUACAAAUUCAGCUACCCCUUCGUCGAAAAUGCCAUGGAACAGGCUAUAGUUGGCAUGACUGACAGAAUUAUCAGUCAGUUAAAAUUGACAUACAAUGACGGUCCGUCCCACAGGCCCAGCUGUAAAUUGACAGCUCAAGCAUGAAGAGGUGAUGGAGUUCAGCAACAUUUCUUCUUGGUGGGGAUACUCACUGACUCUCUCACAUGAGCACUCCUUGGAAACUUCAGAAAUAAUAAGGCACCCUCUCUAAGUGCGAUAUAUAUCUGCCUCCCCCCUCGGCAGGUUGCCAUGGUCGCCAUACCUACUCUCUCUCUCCUAUUGGUCCUGGCAGAGUGGGCAGGUCUUGUGGACGCAUCUCCCCACCUCCUGCUCCGGCCGAGCCCGCGGGAGCGUGAUGCAGGGGCCGUGAUGAACUUCAACAUUGCCGUGAUCCACGCCGGUGCCACGGUGCAGGCGGAGGCAGCGGUGGCGGGGCCGGGGGGAAGGGUGCUCUACCCCGGCUUUGGACGGGUAUACGGCUCCCUGGGGGAGAGCGUGGUCACCCAGUGGGGCUCUGCUAACGUCAUCUGGCUUCAGGUGAAUGACAGCAGCCCUAAGACGGUGCUGUCCCAGCUGUGUGAGUUGUUAGCGGCGAGGCCCCUGCAGGGUCUGGUUUACGAAGAGGAGAGGCCCCCUCGGACGGCUUGGGGUCCCUUGGCCCCCAUGCUGGAGUUUGUCUCUGCACAAACAGGACUGCCUAUAGUGGCUGUAGGCGGGGGAGCAGGGCUGGGGAGGAUGCCACAGGAAUCAGGUUCCAUCUUUCUCCAGUUCAGCUCCUCCACUGCGCUCCAGUUAGAGGUCAUCUUCGAGGUGCUGGAGGAGUACGACUGGACCGCCUUUUCUGUGGUGUCCACGCGUCACCAUGGCUACCAGGACUUCCUUUCCGUGGUGGAGGGACUGACGGACGGCUCGUUCAUCGGAUGGGAGAAGAAGAGUGUUGUUAUCCUGAACGUGACCGACGAUCCUGGGGGUGCACGCACGCGCAGGCUGCUGAAGGAGAACGAGGCGCAGGUCCGCCUGCUGUAUUGCUCUCAGGAGGAGGCUGAGCUGGUCUUCCGUGCUGCCUGGGCCGCUGGUCAGGCCGGGGCCUCGCACAUGUGGUUCGCAGUGGGCCCCACUCUCUCGGGUCUGGGCAUGGAGAGCUUGCCUCGGGCGUUAUUCGCCGUUCGGCCUCAGGGCUGGAGGGACGAGCCUCGCCGAAGGAUCGCUCGGGGUGUAUCGGUGCUCACUCACGGAGCGGUGGCAAUGCGCAAGGAAUAUGGAAGCACGGGCGGGCCAAACUUUGUCACCACAUGCAUGACAGAUGCCAAUCAGACCCAGAGGCUGCGAAGCAGGAUGAGGUAUUUCAGCAACAUAACGCUUGGUGGUCGAGACUAUUCCUUCAAUAGCGACGGUUACCUGGCCAACCCUUUCUUGGACGUCAUCUCUUGGACACCUGGAAGAGGCUGGGAAGAUGUAGGCUGGUGGGAGAACGGCGUGCUGAGACUUCGAUACCCAGCUUGGUCCCGCUACGGGCCCUUCCUGAAGCCGCCUGACGAUGCCCAGCACCUGCGGGUUGUAACACUGGAGGAAAGGCCAUUUGUCAUUGUAGAGCUUGCAGACCCUUCUUCAGGAACCUGCAUCCGGGACUCUGUUCCCUGCAGACGUCCUCUCAAUGCCAGUGCAAUCCAUGAGGGUGUGGCUCCUCUGAAGCAGUGCUGCAAGGGUUUCUGCAUUGACAUCCUCAAGCGACUCGCAAAGAUUGUCGGCUUCACCUACGACCUCUACUUGGUGACCAACGGGAAGCAUGGGAAGAAAAUUGAUGGCGUUUGGAACGGCAUGAUUGGAGAGGUGGUGUACAAGCGGGCGGACAUGGCCAUCGGCUCGCUGACUAUCAAUGAGGAGAGGUCCGAGGUCGUGGAUUUUUCUGUUCCAUUCGUGGAGACAGGGAUCAGUGUCAUGGUCUCCCGUAGCAAUGGCACUGUAUCACCAUCAGCUUUUUUAGAGCCUUAUAGUCCAGCAGUGUGGGUGAUGAUGUUCGUCAUGUGCCUCACCGUUGUAGCUGUGACCGUCUUUAUUUUUGAAUUCUUCAGCCCUGUGGGCUACAACCGCAGUCUGGAAACAGGAAAGAAGGCAGGAGGGUCCACUUUCACCAUCGGAAAAUCUGUCUGGCUUUUAUGGGCCAUUGUCUUCAACAAUUCUGUGCCGGUGGAGAACCCAAGAGGAACCACAAGCAAAAUCAUGGUGCUGAUCUGGGCCUUCUUUGCUGUCAUCUUUCUGGCCUCUUACACUGCUAACCUGGCUGCCUUCAUGAUCCAGGAAGAGUACAUUGACACAGUUUCAGGCCUCUCGGACAAGAAGUUUCAGCAUCCAGAGGAGCAGUACCCACCUCUCAAGUUUGGCACGGUGCCCAAUGGGAGCACAGAAAAAAACAUUCGCUCCAACUAUCCGGACAUGCACCAGUACAUGGGCAAAUACAACCAGAGAGGAGUGGAGGACGCCAUCCUGAACCUAAAGACUGGGAAGCUGGAUGCUUUUAUUUAUGAUGCUGCAGUGUUAAACUAUAUGGCCAGGAAGGACGAAGGUUGUAAGGUGAUGACCAUAGGCUCGGGGAAGGUUUUUGCCACCACAGGCUACGGUAUCGCCCUGCACAAAAACUCACGUUGGAAACGUCCUCUUGACCUGGCCCUGCUGCAGCUAGUGGGAGAUGAUGAGAUUGAAAUGCUGGAGCGCCUCUGGCUGUCAGGUAUCUGCCAUAAUGACAAAAUUGAGGUGAUGAGCAGUAAACUGGACAUUGACAACAUGGCUGGGGUCUUCUACAUGCUUCUGGUGGCUAUGGGCCUCAGUCUGCUGGUGUUUGCAUGGGAACAUUUAGUCUACUGGAAACUGCGCCACUGUAUGGCCUCUAGUUCUGGGAAGUUGGACUUUCUCUUGGCAAUUAGCAGAGGCAUGUACAGCUGCUGCAGUUUUGAGGAUGAAACAGCACCAGGUGGAUCUAAAUCUUUGCCUUCACACCACCACACAGCAAUGGUGACUGUUCCAUCACAGCCACAUGUAGUUUCAACUACUGUGACCAACCCAGCAAUUGCAAUGGCGCAACAGCAGCAACAACCACAACAGCAGCAACCACCACCUGUCUACAAAACACCUCUACCAGGCUCUCCUCCCACUGUGGUACAUUCUGGGUCAGCUCUGGGUUCUUCUAACCCCCCCAUUGCUGGUGCCCCCCUCCCUUGCUCCACUUUCCUGCCUAGACCAGAUCGAAGGUUGGCAGUAGUGGAUCGCUGGAGGUUGCCUAAAACUGCUACAGCCACCAACCCCAUGGCUGUAAGAGGGGGCAUCACUGACAUGGGGCCGUUUGCUCAGAAAGUUCCACAAAACUGGGCUACAGCUGCUGGAGGGGGUGGGGGACUCGAUGGCUAUAAGAGAUAUUAUGGUCCCAUUGACCCUGAGGGACUGGGAUCCUGCAUGGAUCAGCAAGCAGGGUCCCAGACCCCCAAGACUAUGCCAAGGGGCCACCCCCAACCCCCUCCUGCGAGUGUGGCCUUCUAUUCAGAGAAGAGCAUGGACCACGGGGUGGGGAAGAAGGUGGUGGGAGGUGGCAGUGGAGGUCAGGGGAAAGGGCCUGUUAAACCUCUGGGCACCCCCAGGCUGCCUCCUAAGAGUCAGGCCCCUCUACCUCCUACACCUCCACUGCCACAUCCCUCUCCCCCUCUUCCUUCAUCCUUCUGGAGAAAGCGGAGGCCCAAGAAGCCCAAAGAGCCUGGGGGACCACUUUAUGAGAACAUUUUACCUCUGGGGCGAAGGGGAGGAACAAGAGAUGGAAUGAGGGAAGGAGGAGGAAGGAGGACCCGCCCGCUUUCUCCUCCACUUUCACUUCCUAUACCAGUUCCACUGAGCCCCUCCUAUACUCCUCCUUCUCCUUCUGCAUCUUUGCACUAUACGUCCUCAUCCUCCACGUCAACCACCUCAUCAACGUCAACGUCUUCAUCUGCCUCAUCUUCCCGCUCCACCUCUCCCACCUACUCUUACAGCUCCUCCAGGAGCACACGAGACAGGACUGGAGGAAUUGAUGGAGAGGACGACGAUGAUGAUGAAGAUCUGACAGAAGAGUCAAGUCUACUCCUUGGGAGGGGAAGAGAGAGGGAGCGCUCUAUCAUUCGGCCACGUUCCCUUAGCCACGGGCGCUUGCCACCACCAAUUCCCCCCAGGAAACCACGCACAUCUUGGGGUGACAGAGAAAGAGAACGAGAAAGGGAAAGAGGCGGGAGCCAACUGUCUCAGCUUCAAGAAUGGUGGGCAAGCUGGAGUGAAAGGGAGAGGAGAGGAACAGGUGGAGAAACUGAAAGGCUGAAAAGGGAAAAGAAGAGGAGGAAAGAAAAGGAGAAAGAAAAGAAGAAAAAGAAAAAGAACAAAAAGAGAAAAAAGAGAGAGGAGAGAGAAAGAGAGCGGGAGAGAGAAAGAAAGCGAAGGAAGGUGAAAAAGAAGAAGAAGAAGGCAUUAAAAACAAAGAAAAGAAAAAAGUCUACUGGGGGGAAACGAUCUGAGCCGGAAGAAGGAGAUGGAGAACAAGAAAGGGACGGGGAAGCUGAGAGAGAAAGAGAUGAAGGCAUACAAGACUUCUCUUCUUUUUCUGCCCAAUAUGGGAGCACAUUUGGAGAGAAGGGGAGAGAUUCAUGGGAAGGAGACAGAGAAAGAGGUAGGGGAGAAGAUGGCAAUGACAGGGACGAGGAGGACAGUGGAAGAAGUAGGGAAAGGUGUCCCAAAACCUCACACUCUCAUAGACGUCGAACCCCCAAUAAGCGCUACUCUAACUCUAAUAAGUUUCCUGCGUCUGUUAAAUUUUGGAUGAAUGGAAGAGGAGAUAACUCCAAUACCACUCCAGUAUCCCUCCACCCACUUCUUCCAUCAUCCAAGCGGCGAAAAAGCGGAGGGAUUGACAGAGAAGAUAAUGGUAGAGUUGGUGAAAGACGUCCUUUGUUAAUGCAUUAUGAAAAAGAGAAAGCACAGACAAGAGAAGGGCUGUCUUUCCAUGAAUGGGACUCAGAUGAUGAUGAUGACAAUGAUGAUGAUGAUGACGAUGAUGAUGAGGAAGAGAGAGACAGAGUGAGGGAGCGGGGAGAGAACAGGGGAAGGAGGGUAGGCAGAGGGGCUGUCUCUGAAUCUGAAAGGGACAGAGGAAGGGUGGAGGACAGCUACUCAGAUGAGGGUUCUUCAGGAGAAUUUGGUCGUUUUGAAAGAUACUGGGAAGAAAGUGCAGGAGGCACUGGCACUGGGAUUGGAGGCAUAGGUGGAGGAGGCUGGUUCUUUGGUACCUAUCCCUCCAGAGAGAAAGGGGGAAGUAUUAAUAGUCGAGAUGAUUCGUUACUGGGAACACGGGCAGAGGGAUGGAUUGGUGCUGAUUUCUGGGGAUCUGGGCCAGGAAUAGGUUGGGCAUCUGGUGGAGGGAGUGGAGGGCUGGGCUCACAGUGGCCACCACCCCCAACAGCCUUCCCUCCACCUAGACGAUACUGGUCAAUGGACAAAAUUCCUGUGAAGGGAGAAAAAAAGUGGAAGAGUGGUGGCGGAAAGAGAAAAGGACGAAGCAGGGAAAGACUGGAUGAGGGAGGACGAUCAACUCUGUGUUCCUGCAGCCUUUUCCCACAGCCCCAUCCUUAUCCACAUCCCCAUGGCCGUUCACAAACUUCUAAUUCCAAGAGAAGAGCAUCAGCACUUUCCCGUAGCCAAGAAGAGCUUCUUCCCCACUGCCACAGCUUCAGCGGGGGUUCUCGUCCCAAACCUUUGCCUCCCAAACCAGAUUCCAGUCAAGCCAAAUCAGGCAGCCAAUCUAACCUCAGCCUCAACACACAGCCGACAGACCAUCAGCCACAGCCCUCACCAUCACCACCGCAGCAGCCAUCCUUGUCACCCACCUCGCUCCCCAUGCCCAUCGUACCUCCAGCCUCCUCAGCCUCUGUCUCGCCACCAGCAGGGGUAGGGAUGGCAGGUUCGGCUCAGGCUUCAGCCAGUGCCAAACUCCAAUAUCAGAGACUGCGCUCUGUGCCUCAGCCACGGAGGUUCUACUCUCCCCACCUACCACUCAAAGCCAAGAGCCUGUGCUCACGUCGAGGGUCAGCCCACUUUUCCAGCCUGGAGAGUGAGGUAUGACAGGGG